GCGCCCACCAUUCCUUUACGGCAGCCUGAGCGCAGCGGCCGCAAUGCCCUCUGGGAGGUGUAGUCCCGUGCCCCGGUAAUGGGCGUGGUCUACCCGCGUCUUCUGAACUACGGCUCCCAGCAGGCAGCGCGGCGGCCGGAGCGGCGGGAGGGGAUAGUGACGGAGAUCGGUGUCUGGCCCCCGGAGGGGCCCCAGGAGCCGGACAUGCUGGAGGCUGCCAUGGGGGAGGACAGCGCCGAAGAUCCAUCUCUGAGUCUGAAGUCCGUGCCUCAGCAGCCCCCCCAGAAACGUUCUCGUACAGUCGAAGACUUUAACCGGUUCUGCUCCUUCGUCCUCGCUUAUGCUGGCUACAUCCCUGCACCCACUAAGGAGGAGAGGUCAUGGACUCCCCCCAGUUCCGCUUCCCCUCAUCGGACGGAGGAGAGUGACAGCUGCGAAUCUCCGGACGCACCACGUGGUACCCUGGCGCCAGCCACCUCUGACCUCAGCACUAUCCAGACUUUCGUGAUGAAGGCGAAGAGUCAUGGUGAGGCAGGGAGCAGCAGUAAGCGGAAAGGAGGAGAACAUUCCCGUGUGAAGAGAAGCAGUCGUAGGAAGAGGAGGCAGAGGCACCGAGGGGGAGCUGGCAUGAGGCUGAGUGACACGGACACUGAUGAUGAGGAUAGGGGAGAGAGACCCUUGGUGUCCCAAACUGCUCCUCAGCCACCUCCAAGCGCAGAAAGCAGUCGGGACGGUGGUGGCAGCUCUAGUGACGCAGAUACGCAGGUGAUGGAUGAAGAUAUAAUGGUGGAAUCAGGUGACGACUCCUGGGACCUGGUGACAUGUUACUGCGAGAAGCCGUUCGCCGGACGCCCGAUGAUUGAGUGUAACAUCUGCUGUACGUGGGUUCAUCUCUCCUGCGCGAAGAUCCGGAAGAGUAACGUCCCCGACAUCUAUUACUGCCAGAAGUGCAGGGAGGGGAGGAACGGGGGCAGCACAGGGCCCAAAGAGGAACCCUGACACCCCUUCAUCAGACUUGGACUGAGUGCAGACAGUGGGGAGGAGGGUGGUGAGCGGGAUGGCGGAGCAGUCUCCUCCGCAGAGCGCUGCGCUCGCACCGGUGUACAGAUCACGCAGCGCUCUGCUCAUUCUUGUGUAAAUAGUGGACAGAAACUUUAUUUUUUUUUCUGCCCCCCCUGUAAUAAUUCCUGUUUCUAUCCCAGAAAUAAAAGUUACUUUGUGUAUAGCA
Pseudophryne corroboree (corroboree frog) is the source of this 1228-nucleotide messenger RNA. RefSeq names its product PHD finger protein 23 (gene PHF23). The transcript is spliced from 5 exons. NCBI's taxonomy places the organism in Eukaryota, Metazoa, Chordata, Amphibia, Anura, Myobatrachidae. Gene Ontology annotation, cellular component: nucleus. Gene Ontology annotation, biological process: positive regulation of protein ubiquitination; negative regulation of autophagosome assembly; negative regulation of autophagosome maturation. The record is from RefSeq and is a predicted model, not a curated record. The coding region runs from base 79 to 999 and encodes 306 amino acids.